This is a messenger RNA of Penicillium taxi, 279 nucleotides long. RefSeq names its product dolichol-phosphate mannosyltransferase subunit 3. Gene Ontology annotation, biological process: GPI anchor biosynthetic process. Gene Ontology annotation, cellular component: endoplasmic reticulum membrane; dolichol-phosphate-mannose synthase complex. The coding region runs from base 1 to 279 and encodes 92 amino acids. NCBI's taxonomy places the organism in Eukaryota, Fungi, Ascomycota, Eurotiomycetes, Eurotiales, Aspergillaceae. The record is from RefSeq and is a predicted model, not a curated record. The transcript is spliced from 3 exons.
AUGACGCGCGCGCAGCAGACCGUCUCCGUCCUCCUUCUCGUCUCCUCCUUCUACCUCGCUCUCUACCUAGGUCUCAUUCCCCUGAACGAGACCUUCCAGACUGAAGUUAUCCCCGUGUUACCCUUCUGGGCUGUUAUUAGCUUCGGAUCGUACCUCCUCGGUCGCCUCGGCCUUGCAAUCUUCACCUUCAACGACGUCCCCGAGGCUCACGCCGAGCUGCAGAAGGAGAUUGAACUGGCCAAGGUGGAACUGCGCCAGGGCAAGGUCGAGGUCGAUUAG